Messenger RNA from Anisakis simplex (herring worm), 2619 nucleotides. NCBI's taxonomy places the organism in Eukaryota, Metazoa, Nematoda, Chromadorea, Rhabditida, Anisakidae. The record is from the annotation of a GenBank genome assembly.
AUGUGGCAAUCAACAGUCAAAAAUCUCGUGCUUUUACUAACGUGUCAACUAUAUUUUAACUCAGUGCUAUGUUCGUCGACUCGCUCUCCACGCUCAUCGUGUCACCUCGAUGAUGUAGUUUAUCACCAAUAUCCUCACACCCAUAAUUCCAACUGUUUAACUUCUGCUACUGAGGCUGUUGUUCCUGUUGGCUCUGAUGCUGCUGCUACUGUUUCUUCUUCUUCAUCUACUUCCAACUUACCCGGACAUUCUGAGCAGAAUUCCGAAUUGUUCGAAGAAUUAGUUGUAGACGCACAACCGUCAUCGUCAUCAUCCCGACAACAAGCAAAAUCCUCAUCGUCAACAUUAGCAUCGUCGUCGUCGAAAUUUCGAGUCAAGAAAGCAUCACGCAAAUCAUUGGAUCGCAUAAAACGACUUAUCAAUCAACAAACUCAAAAGUUUUUUGAUUUAGUCGGUCACUUAUCAGAAUUUUCAUUCAGAGAGAAUGAACAGCAUGCGUCUGUGCUUGAUGAUGAAUUGAUAUUUGAGCGAAAGGAUCCGAAUUCAAGAGCGCAUCAUGACGAGUUGAGUGUAAACGAUCCAGAUGAAUACUUUCAGGGCGAUGUGGAUUUAUCUGAGAAACAAGCCGAAAUUCUUGGUGACGUGUUACAAGAGACGAUCGGUCACUACAGCACUAGUAAAAAUAAAGAUAGUGACGAUGAUAAUAAUGUGAAGGAGAAUGAAGAUAGCUUUGAAUCGAAAACUAGAAAGAAACGAAAAGUUGGUCGUGAACCAUUGUACGUACGUUGGAGUACGCACAGACCAAUCAGUUACGAUUUCGCCGAUUCAAUUCCGCUCUCAACUCGACACAAGAUACGUGCUGCAAUCGCCUUAUGGGAGGAACGAACCUGUAUACGUUUUCAAGAGAAUGGUCCAAGUGUGGAUCGUAUUGAAUUCUUUGAUGGUGGCGGUUGCUCGAGCUUUGUCGGCAAAACUGGUGGAACUCAAGGGAUAUCAAUAGCAACGCCUGGUUGUGAUGUGGUUGGUAUAAUCUCGCAUGAGAUCGGUCAUGCGUUAGGAAUAUUUCAUGAGCAAGCGCGUCCCGAUCAAAAUGGUUACAUAUUUGUGAAUUAUAAUAAUAUACCGAUUGCUAGAUGGAAUAACUUUCACCCGGUUUCAAUUAAUCAAGCAAGCACUUUCAAUUUACCAUAUGAUACAGGCUCUGUGAUGCAUUAUGGAGCAUACGGCUUUGCGACUGAUCCGUACAUACCCACGAUAACAACACGUGAUAAAUUCCAGCAAUACACUAUUGGCCAGCGUCAAGGACCGUCUUUCUUGGAUUUUGCAGCCAUAAAUAUUGCAUAUCAUUGCACUGACCGAUGUCCAUAUAUGUAUUGUGAGCAUGACGGUUACCCAAAUCCGAAUGAUUGCUCUGAAUGUCUUUGUCCUGAUGGUUUUGCUGGACGCAUUUGUCAAUUUGUACAGUAUACUCCCUGUGGAGCACUUAUCAUGGCUUCAAAGAACGCAGUCUUCAUAGCAAGUCCAAAUUAUCCUAAUCAACAUCCGUCCGAAUCGCACUGUAUAUGGCUUCUAAAAGCACCAAUUGGUCAUAAAGUAAUGUUGAAAUUCGUCGAAACCUUCCAAAUGUUAUGUGAAGACACAUGUGAUAAAACCUAUGUGGAACUGAAAAACAACGGUGAUUUUCGUGUUACUGGCUAUCGGUUUUGUUGCUCAAAGAAACCAGAUCAAAUUUUCGAAUCAACCACUAACGAGAUGGUCGUUAUAUUUCGUAGCCGAAUUUAUAGCGGUAUUGGAUUUAAAGCAAAAGUUUGGUCAGAUGCUGAAGAUAAUUCUUCAGUUGAGGUGAAGUCGACGAAGCCCACGGAUUCACCACCAAAAAUGAUCACUAUUAGUGCCAGGAUGACAACACCAACUGAAUCGCCUCCAGAAUUUACAACCGAAAAUGCAGGAAGGAGAAUAGCAACGUUCAUUGUUGGACCAUCAAUAACAGCACCUCCCUCGCUGAUUUCAAGCCCGAGUCCAUCCACUGGUUCCCUCCUGACCCCUGUAAGUCCCUCCACAAUUCGUCUGACCCCCACAACCCCCGUAAUGCCAACUACCAUCGAAGAAAAACUGUCAGGAGCAUCUUCAUCAACGCCGUCAAUACUCGAAAAGAUUUCCUCCACAACAACAGAAACAGUUCCAACGACGCCAACACUAACUUCUACGCCAUUUGUACAAGUCGGUGGCGUUACAUCAGAAUCAACUAUGAAGAAUGAGUGCAACUGUGGUCAGUGGUCAGAGUGGAUGGGUGAAUGCAGUCAGGAAUGUGGAGGGUGUGGUAAACGGAUUCGAGAGCGCUUUUGUGCAAGCACGCAGGAGUGUCGAACACAGGAUAAACGUGCUUGUAAUUAUGGUGCAUGUCCACCAGGCACUAAUUUCCUCAUUAAUAACGGCGAAUUUCAUAUUCUGUGGAAGGGUUGUUGUGUGGGUUUAUUCCGUUCCGGUGAAGAAUGCUCUGCACUCGAGGAUAGUCAGAAUCCAUUUUUACGUAUUAUUUCAUCGUUGUUAUCUUCCGAAGAUGCGAAAGCACCAAAACCAAAGCAACAACAACAACAAGGACUGAAUCGCGAAAAAUAA